GGGAGCAGUAGGGAGGUGGUGCUGUCUCCAGUGGGUUAACAUAUCUUUUCGAUCGUUAAUCAUCAAGAUAAUAAUACUCAAAGUUAAACGAUAACCAAAUAUUCGAUAACGAUACAUGAUAAACAUUAAUUAAAAUCAAAAAGUGCCCAGUGAGUGUCUUAAUCAGUUUUCAGGUAGGCACUAGGCGAUAUGAAAAUCAGUUUGUAUUUUUUGCUAUUUUAUGUGUGUAAUACGGCAUGCAAUGGCGAUAAAGAAGCCGAAGAGGAGGCGAACAGGAAACGGAUACUUGACCAAUUGACGAAAACACGCACAGUGAUACUGGAUGACUACCAUUUGGUCACUAGGCAGAUAGCGACCGAUGUAUAUAUGUACAGAAGCUACCGCACUGUGUCUGUUGUGUUUUAUCCCGUCAGGAAAGACGUUAGCGAUGCACGCUUCACAUUCCAGGCUGAAGAGCUUCAUUUAAAUAACAUUGGCAGGUGCGACCCUCAAGAUGUCAUAAUCAACAUAAAGCACGGCUCCUACCCAGCCGUGAACCCCGACGGGUACCCCUUCCCUAAAGACUUCGUGGACCCGGCAACCAGGGACACUAUACACACGGUGGAAUUGCUGUCGGAUGGCAAGAAUAAGUCCUACAGUAUAAUUCACCCCAAGCCUGGGUCUUGGUACGCGCUGGUGUACAGGAAAUGGGAGGAUCCUAGGACUCAGAAGGUUGAGCAGCAAGGUCUCGUUGCCGACUGCCACACAAUCUUAUACACGGACCUGCAAGUGAAAAUAGACGAUGACGUCCGACUUAUAGACUGUGACCAGGGCAUCACCAUCUCCUACUCGAAUAUCCCUGCUACCUACAAAUGUAUGGUCGUUGACAACAUACAACCAGUCAACUUCAACUUUACAAUCACGAACACUGCCGGUGCUGACAGAGACGUCAUCUUCCUUAUAGAAGCCCUAUACCAACCCUCUCUAGAUAAUAACCUCCUCUCAUGCUACUUCGACCCAAGAGCCAGCAAUGUACACUCAGUAAACUUCAUUCCUCAUCCAAACGCGUGGCAUUACUUCAGAAUAGAACACUACACCCCCGAAAAUGAUACCAAAAUCAAUGACUGUAACAACCUAUACUAUGCCAGAACGGAAGAAGACGAUCUCAGCAAUCAUUCCGUUAUAGACCUUAUGCGCGACGACAAAGGUCGCUUUUUCACAUUCGACUACGGCUUACCUACCACUGAUUUGCAAGACGCAACCAGCUUAGUCAAUCUGACCUCGGACGAAGUGAAGUCCUUAAGGUUUCCGGUGACCAAAAUCUUAGAUAUCGGAGGCACUUUAGCUUUGGAAGCUAGUCUGCUUAUGAAAAACCUGAAAUAUUACAUGGGAUGGAAAAGAGAUCGGAAAGGUGCCCAAGGAAAUUUGCUGGCGUUUACGGAGGAUAGCCAGUAUAUGCGCGUUGUGAUCUGUUUGGACAUCGGUCACACGAGCUUGCCCUUAUCGUCCGGACACUGCCAAUACAACGAUCACGUGAAGCCGGCGUUGUUCGUCUUGAACAGCACGGACUCAGAGUCCAUAGACGAUAAAGUGAUAAUUCCUUUUCCCGACGACGGGCAGUGGUAUCUGACGUUCCGUUUGUUUUGCGAUGAAGUCGUCUGUCCUUGUCGGACGUUUGAUAACGGUACGAAGUAUUACGUGAACUCGAGCGUGCUAGACAGGGACGAGGAAGACUUGGGGAACGUGUCGAUGCGAGAGGGGGAGAAGGAUUGCAACGUGACCGUGGUGCUGUCGAUCUCCUCGUCGUCUUGUGUUGGCGGCCGCUGCGGGAACCACGGCAGCUGUCUGCUCAACACGUUCGGGGGACUGAUUAUGUCUUUUUGCUCCUGCACGGCUGGUUACGGAAGCUGGGACUGUUCUGACGACUCAAGGAUGGACAGCAGCGUAUCCAUGAUCGUGUCAGUACUACUCCUCACCCUCAGCAACAUGCUCUUCUUCAUCUCCAUCUACGUGGCCAUCAUCAGACUCUACUACACCGAAGCCAUGAUGUAUGGGUUCACCAUGGUCUUCUCUACAUUCUACCACGCCUGCGACGCGCCCGCUCAGGUAGCCUACUGUAUCACCCGACCGAACAUUCUACAGUUCGGAGACUUCUACUGCGGUAUCAUGUGCUUCUGGGUAACAUUACUGGCCAUGGCCAUCAUGGGUGAGAAACUGAGAUCCUCAUUACAACUGAUCGGUGCAAUAAUCAUAGCUUUACUCACUACGUGGAACAUGCAUUCUAUAGUCGCGUUUAUUUUACCUGUUGCGAUUGGAUGCGGACUUUUAUUCUUAAGUUGGUAUUUAGAUUGGAGAAAGACUCAUGCGUUAAUGUUCAAGAGAUCGUAUUACACAACUUUCUUGCCUAUAGGCAUAUUGUUGGUCGGUGUAGGUUUGAUCUGCUUUGCUUUUCUUCAGACUGAGCAGAAUUAUAAGAUUGUACAUUCGAUUUGGCAUAUGAUAAUCGCUGCAAGCGUAGUGUUCCUUUUACCGGACAUAAAACGCGGAGACGACGCCAACCCAUUCCUGCCCGGCCCCAAUUUCUGGAGACUGCCGUUUUGUAGCAAAUUCAACAGAUCUCAGACCCCUAACACUGUCAAUAGAUCUCAAACUCCUACAACAACGGCCCCGCUAACAGCAGACUGAAAGCGUCAAUUGCCAUCCAUUAUAAAACGAGCCUUAUGUCGUUUUGCUAAGGUGCAAAUACAAAUAACGCGUUAGUGUUAGUAGUAAUUAAGAUAUAAAUGUUAUUUCCGUUAGUUAUGACAUUCUCCUACUAGUCAACACUAUUUUGAACGAGUACAGAUAUUUUAGUAAUUCGUAUAGCUCUUGAUAGUUAGGUGUAACGUAUUGAAUUCACAUGACAAUAGAUAAUGAUAGGUAGUAGUACAAUUUUCAUAUAUUUAUUGAAGUACACGAAACAAAAUGAAAAAGACUGUGAGAAGAAUAAGAGAACUAAGCAGAGCCGGACUCGGACAUUGUUAUCGAGGUAAAUCUAUAAGUAAUGGCCGAUUUAUGGAUGCUAUCAAUUUAUGAGUUAACUAAUUGUUCUUAUUAAAUGCCCCGAGUCCGGCCCUGGCAAUACGUAACCAACAUACCACGCCCCACGACCCCGUUAGAAAUUAACGGACCAAUUUUGAUGUGAUUUUCUGUGAUAGUGUACCAGAAUGUAGCUGAUUUUUUAUCGUUCUGUUUCUAUACUUGAAUAUUUUUAAUUGAUAUUUCUAACAAGGGAAGUCGAAGGCUCGUUCAAACUUUUAAUAUUUACAGAAUUAACUUUGUUUCUGAAACGGGUCUAGAUGUAAAUAAUAAAUUAUAUAUCCAAGGGUAUUUGUAAUAAAAUAAAGCUACAUGCGAAGUGCGUGGUGGAGUAAUAUAAGCGACGACAACGCACAGCGGAGGAAGAAUGACCUUCGUGGGACUUUUUCGAGGAAUGGGUCAAACCCGACAAAUCGAGAUAUUUUUGUCAGUUAAAUAACAACUCUCACAUAUAGUUCUAAUUUCAAAAACCCAUUUGCACGACUUAUCGGGUUUUACCGCACAGCCUUCGAUUUGACAGCUGUUAACUCAAUCAGAUAGUCAUGCACAGAUCGAAUAUUCGUCACGAUCACACGAUUGUGUUAGAGAUGGGCAGCUUUAGGGUUUACCGUUUAGUGUAGUUGUUGGAUAUAAAGAAAUUUACUAAUAAUUGUGGACAAUAAGACUGUAGACCAUUCAAGUAAAAGUAUUAAAGGUGGUCUCAAUAUAUCGAACACAAUACGACCUUAAUAUGUAAAUCUUAUUGAAGUAUUUAAUUGCAUAUUUUACAAGUAGGUAAAUCUACGUUUACUUAAUGACAAACGCGCAAUUCAUAAAAAAAUGCAGUUUUAAGAAACAACAUGAACUAUGAAAAAUCUUCUAGCCUGCAUAGGUACUUAGGGCAUACUGAAAAUACCUGGACUGGCCGCUUAGAAAAAAUAAGUCUUCUCAUAUAUCAGAAUCCAGAAACUUUCAGUAUGGCCCGCGUAAUAAUAUGCUAAUGAUAUUUCGCACAAGUUCUUAUAAACUCAUUGGCACGAGCCGGGGUUCGAAGCCACGAUCUCAAGUUAGAAAGCAGCAAGCCUUACUUUGCUACCAACGCUUCAUGAAGAAUUUUGGUAGUAUGAGAUGGCUCGUAUAAAUACGUACAUAUACAUGUACUGAUGUACAUUAAUAUUGGACGAAGUCAAUAUUGACCGAGCAGUGACAUACGAUGUACAAAAGUCAAUAAAUUCAUCAAUUAAAAUCGAACUAUAAUGUUGUAGUUGUAUACUUAAUUAUUGCAACUACAAAUAGUAGUUAGUAUUAUAUAAAUUAACUUCAAAUUUUGACAAAUAUCUGUUUUUUUGUAAAUAUAGGCCCCAUUAAUAGAAUGUAUCUAGUUAAAUAAAGAGUAUUCACGUGACUCCAACUCUAGUAAUACUCGAACAAUGUUUUGGUACACUUCCUGACAUAAAGGUAAAGGUGUUACCAUGUAAAUGUCUCCAACUUUCAGAUAUGUACCCCUUAAUUUGAAUGAUAAUAAUAAGUAAUUCGUAUUCGUUUGAUUCUGGAACUUUAAUAAGCUUUAAAAAUAAUAUUUUUCUUAAUAAUGUGAGGCAUGAUAAUAUAAUUGUACAAAAAAAGAUGGUGUUUUGAGGAAUGAAUGCAUUGGUUUACGAAAGCACAGUGUAAAAAAAUAUGAAUUACGUGUAUUUUAAGUUUAUAAGUAGCUUCAGCAAUUUUAACGGAAGCCUGUGCAAAAGUAGGCAAUUAUAAAAACUCGUUGACCUCUGAAAAUAGUACAUAUAUGUAUAGUGAAAGGCCUAAACAAUAAAUGGUUGGCAUGGCAAAAAAACGCUUGUAAAACCAACUUUGUAAUCUUUACGAUAGUGUUCAAAAUCUAAUGCAUGUCAUCACACAGGCAUUUUACUAAUGUAUUUCAUACAUCAGGGGAUCUAGCCAAGAUGUGUAAUAAGUCUGUAGUUUCAAAAUACUUUCGGGCAUUUUAUUAGUACUUACAUACUACAAAUGUAGGUAUUUAUUUGUAAAUGAAGUAACGAACCCUGAAAUGUUAGACUAGAUACUUUUGCCAUGUUUUUUUUUAUGCAACUGUAAAUAAGUAAGAAUUGUCCAAUAUUGUAAUAUAAACUGACGGUGCCUUAUACCUAUUGUCCACUUUCGAAUUUCGAGACCGUUCGUGAAUGAACUCUUGGCAAUGGCAUAAUUUAGGACAGUUGCAACCAUGGGGUAAAGUGGUAUAAGAUUUAUACACUUCCACUGUGUAUGACUGUACGUCCACAUACCCAACGAUACCUUCUCUACCCUAAUUGCUACUUUAUCAAAGUUGUCUCAUGGUUGAAACUGCCCUGAUUCACCAUAAAUACGUAGAAAAAAAAGUACCUACUACAGUGUGUGUAUCAAUAUAAAUUUAGUAUAACUAUUAGUUAAAGGAAAAUUCGUGUAGAAAAAAGAAUGGUCUCCUUCUUCCAUUAGUGAUUGUGCCAUGUGUAAUAUUAAUAUUUAGCAAAUUAAUAUCCAUAUUGAGAUUAUUUAGCGGCAUUCUCUUUAUAAUGAUCACUUGCUUUAAAGGGUUGUCCCUUGUCUGUGUUGUUGUUGUUGUGUACAAAAAUUUAAAUAUGAAACACAAACUUGAGUAAUAUACAAACCAUACACUUCUACAUAAAUUAAGAGGCUAUUUCACAUCUAAAUGAUCCUUCUUUUGGCUGUAUAUCCGCAGUAAAGAACAUAUAACCCUCUUUGAAAACUUAUUAAGGCAAGAUCGUCUAUAUGAAACUUAAACAUGUAGGUACCAAUAUAAAAACCCUGCCAAGCAUGCUUAACCCUUUACCAGGCUGACAGUUCAAAAAUGACAAUCGAAUAUCGGUCUUACUCAUCGAAAAUAGAACACAUGUUUGAAGUGACGUAUGUGGGACAUAUAUAUCCCUUAGCCUGGUAAAGGGUUAAGACGCGUUUAGAUACGGUACGAAUAUUUAAGUACGACAGGUAUGUUAAAUUGUGUAGACGGUCUUACCUACACAAACAAUGUUACCCAUAUUGACCAUACCUUAAUGAUAUUUAUAAUGGGUCUUUACAAAACUUGGCCUUAUAAUACUUGUAUUAAUGUUGACAUUCCUUCCAUCUUCGUUUGCUCAAAUGGUGAAGUUUCACUUCUUCUGAUCUCUCGGGGCAAAACAGGAACAUUGUAUAUUUCUGACUUUAGCCUAAGUAUAAGGCAGCUACAGUGUUUAUAAACCGACCACUUAAAUGAGUCGGGAAGGUGCGGGCGCCGUACGCCUGCCGCCCGCAUCUUCCCCGCCACCCUUAGGGUCGGUUGCACCGAACUGUUUGUAUCGUUAAAGAGUUCGCUAAAUUUUUAUGUAUGGAAAGUUUCAUAGUAAAGCGCCGGGGCGCGCCGGCUGACGUUGAUCAGUCUGUCAAAUGUGGUUGGUGCAACUGGCCCUUAGUCGU
This is a messenger RNA of Cydia splendana, 6486 nucleotides long. RefSeq lists its product as uncharacterized. NCBI's taxonomy places the organism in Eukaryota, Metazoa, Arthropoda, Insecta, Lepidoptera, Tortricidae. The coding region runs from base 190 to 2664 and encodes 824 amino acids. The transcript is spliced from 4 exons. The record is from RefSeq and is a predicted model, not a curated record. Gene Ontology annotation, cellular component: membrane.